GGCAAUUUCAUGAGCUGCACUUUUCAGCUUCUAUCGGCGCUUUUGGCAUUUUUGGCGUUUCUCGCAUUUUAGCAUUUUCCAUCUGAUCUUAUUUUUAUUUUUAUUUUUAUAUAUUUAUUAUUUUUAUUAUUCUACCUUUGUACGUUCUAGGUAACUUCUAGACUCUUUCCCGCCUUGCCGGUAUCGUCCGACUCCGAUUCCAUUAACCCAAUUUGUUGACUUUCCACUACUUGCCUUGGCCUACCUUGGAUAAGCCAAUUCCUCUAACUAGCAAAAGUCAAAUCAUGACGGCGAAGACACUUCGCCCACGACAUCCAACUUGAGAAUGGGGUAAAAAUAUGCUUGGUGAGCUGCGCCGAGUUUGUUCAGAGGCACUAAGCAGCAUCGUCACCAAGCAGCAGACAGACUAUAUACAUACAUGCCAAAGGCAUAACCAUGAUGGACCCCGCCUCCGUUUCUUUCCCACAACCGCCGCCGCCGCCGCCGCCGCCGCCACUACCACCACCACUACUACAACAACAACAACAACAGCAGCAGCAGCAGCAGCAGCAGCAGCAGCACCAACAGCAAACGUCUCAACCACCUCCUCCAAGAACCGAGGCUUCGCUGUCGCACGAACUUCACCAUCAUAACCAUCACCCUCAACAAUCGCAUCACUUCCGUGUCCCAACCCUCUCAUCGCAUACGAACCUCGAUCUAUCCACUCUCGAUCCUACCGAUCCCAUCUUCCAACAAGACCUCCAACAAGACCUCCAACGCCUACAAGCCCUACCCGCCAUCCCCGUCGUCCCGGGCGACUAUACUUCGCAUGUUCAAGAUGAUUUCGAUAAUGAGCCAAAUGCGGCUCACAUGCUCCAGCGCUCCCAUAACGAAACGACUUCUGACAUCCGCCGAACUCCACAUCAACACCAUACCUCUCUCCCUCUAUCGUCGCACUCGGCGCCGCCUGCCUCCAGUCAAUUCGGCAUCCUAACGCACAAUGGCAUGUCUCCAACUGCUAUCUCCCAGCUUCAACAAGACGAGGACAUAUUCAUCCAAUCGGCGCAAGUCAAUUCCUCAGCUGCCGAAUCCUCAGAGCCGAGGCCCCACGGCCAAUUGGUCAAUAGGAUAGUCGUUGACCCACCCGAUCUUCAAGCUUGGCGCGAGAAGCUAUUUAAUGUCGAUGAUACGAUUAUCUUGACCAAUGACCAAUUCGAGACGUACUUCCCCCAUAUCGACAAUGUUUACUCACAUCGUUCCACCCAAAAGUACAAGCGCAAGCCUUUUAUAUCGCACUACUGGGAUUGCCGAAUGAAGGGACGACCACCGGGAACGCCCAAAUCGGAUGACCCUUCCAAGAAGAAGCGCAAGCGGAAUGCGCGCGAGAGAGAUCUAUGCGAUGUUAAGAUCAAGAUUACCGAAUACUUUCCGGGAGCGACGAUCCUACCUGGUGACGUGGACUCGAACCUCAAUUUAGCUUCGCCAAGUGUUUACCAAUCUCCACAACAGCCGAUGUUUAGCGACGGUCUACCACGGCCUAUGGAUGCUCAUCUCAACGGAGAGAAAUUCUGGACAAUACAAAGAGUCAAUGGCAAUGGCGGGAACGGUAAGGGCGACGGCGUCGCUGGUCCUCACAAGCAUAGCCUAGAGAAGAGCGAUGAGAUCAAGAAGUCAACCGUACAGAGGUAUAUUGCCUCGCAAGAAAAAGAAGCGAAGAAGAUUCAGAAGCCUUUACCUAGGAGGAUGUCAGGAGCUGCACUUGCAACCGCGAAAAAGCACUCGAAGGAGCACGAAUUAAAGCUCUAUGCUGCUUGCUUUUGCCCUUUUUCGCAGAGAGUAUGGAUUGCUCUGGAAGCGAAGGGUAUGCAGUAUCAAUAUUGCGAGACAGAUCCGUUCAAGCGCCCAACACAGUUGCUAGAAGCAAAUCCACGAGGCCUGGUUCCAGCUAUUCGUGAAGGCGACUGGGCCAGCGGUGAGAGUGCCAUCAUCUUGGAAUACCUUGAGGACCAUAACCAAAGGGUACCCCUCUCUCCCACAGACCCUAGACUAAAAGCAAACUGUAGACUAUGGAUCGACCAUAUCAAUGCAAGGAUAGUUCCGGCUUUCUUCGCUCUCGCGAGGGCUACUGAUUUCGCAAAGCAAUCGGAAUACGCAGAGAGGCUCCGGAGUGAGAUAACGGCCCUUGUUCAAGCCGCUAACGACAGGGGUCCAUACUUCCUCGGAGAAGAUCUAUGCCUCGUAGACAUUCAUUUUGCUCCGUUCGUCCUCCGAAUGUCCCGCAUACUCCGAGAGCUCCGUAACUGGGGCGAUCCCGCGCCGGGAACACGUUGGCAACAGUGGGCUGAGGCGCUUGAACAGAACCGACAUGUCCAAGCUACAACUAGCCAGAAAGAGCUCUAUAUCGAAACCUUGGACCUCUUCCUUAAUAGCCGUCAACCCCAUAGCGAACACUUCGGGUCGUAAUAUAAUAAUAGGAUAUAUCAUCGCCGCUACGUACUCUUCUACAUACAUAUUGGAUACUUACAUA
Molecule: messenger RNA, 2506 nt
Organism: Daldinia decipiens
Lineage: Eukaryota; Fungi; Ascomycota; Sordariomycetes; Xylariales; Hypoxylaceae
Exons: 7
Coding region: 436-2442 (668 amino acids)
Cellular component (GO): cytoplasm
Source: RefSeq, a predicted model, not a curated record